GAAAUCAGAAGUAGAAGAAGACCUCGAGCUGCUCGUCGUCAACGGACGCUAGCAUAGCGCGCUAGUCGGCAGCAUCAAUUCUAGUGAAGGGCGCAGCCACUUGUUUCAAAAAGGUGCCCCCAUUCUGUGUCAGCAGUGUCACUCAAAUCAACCACCAUGUCAGAUGGCCGGAUCUAUGUGGGGAAUCUUCCCGUGGAUGUCCAGGAGAGAGACAUUGAGGAUCUCUUCUACAAAUAUGGAAAAAUCCGUGAUAUUGAAUUGAAGAACAAUAGAGGCACUAUCCCUUUUGCCUUCGUCCGAUUUGAAGACCCACGGGAUGCGGAUGAUGCUGUCUAUGGAAGGAAUGGAUAUGGGUAUGGAGACUCCAAACUGCGUGUUGAGUAUCCUCGCUCUACUGGUGCUAAAUUUGGUCCCAUGGCAGGAGGAGGUGGUGGUGGAGGAGGAGCACCUAGGGGAAGGUUUGGACCCCCAACUCGAAGAUCUGAAUUCCGCGUCAUGGUGACUGGGUUACCACCAAGUGGGAGCUGGCAGGAUCUGAAGGAUCACAUGCGUGAAGCAGGAGAUGUUUGUUUUGCUGAUGUGCAGCGAGACGGAGAUGGUGUUGUGGAAUUUCUCCGCAGAGAGGACAUGGAGUAUGCUUUACACAGACUGGAUCGAACCGAGUUCCGUUCACACCAAGGUGAAACUACUUACAUCCGUGUCUUUGAGGAGAGGGGCACUCCCAACUGGAGUCGGUCACGUUCCCGCUCCAGAUCCAGAGGCCGCUAUUCAUCCCCCUACAAUAACAGAGGAUCUCCUCCUCCACGCUACCAGUCACCUCCACGCCACGCCAUGGCGCGCCAUAGUCCACCCCCCAGGAGGCACCCUCCGCAGCAUAGCCCACCACCACGUCAUUAUCGGUAGAAAGACCCGUCAUUUACAGAGGAAUUGGGGAAAGUGUUUUGUAAUUCUACUUUUGAUUUUAAAUUUUUUUUUUUACCCCAGUUCUCCUCAUAGGAUUCCCCAAUGUUUAUUCUUGCUACAUACAUUCCACAGUCAGGAUCCCCUGAACAUCAUGCUCCUUCCCACAGCCUUAAAAUAAAAUGUCCUUUUUUUAAAACCAAAAAAACCAAAUGUUAUCUGGAGACAGGAUUUAUUUCCCCCCCGACUUGGUGACAUAACAGCUAAUUGUAUAACAUUGGAAGUUUCUGAUGGUCAGACUGUCAGGAACCACUGCAAAGAAGAAACGUAUCGUCCAAAACAAAUUACACAGUUCUGCAGCUAUCAUUCUGAAGGUCGUUUGUUUUGUGUGUAACAAUUCUGCAGCUUGAAUUUUAAAGUUUUUUUUGCCAAAAUACAAACCUGUGAAGUUGAUCAAUAUCCUCCUUAGUUAUUCAGACCAGUGACACAUUGACUGUGAGCCUCACUUGUCAGUUUCUUUUUUUAAAUUGUGUGAACCGCUGACUGAGGUGGCCUGUAGGUGGAUUUAAAUUUGUAUGCAUCUCAGAUGUUUUUUUGUUUUUUCUUUACCAAUAAAAUGCAAACUUUUACUGUGA
Messenger RNA from Paralichthys olivaceus (Japanese flounder), 1535 nucleotides. It is a transcript of the gene srsf9, whose product is annotated as serine and arginine rich splicing factor 9. Lineage: Eukaryota; Metazoa; Chordata; Actinopteri; Pleuronectiformes; Paralichthyidae. The record is from RefSeq and is a predicted model, not a curated record. Gene Ontology annotation, cellular component: nucleus; cytoplasm. Gene Ontology annotation, molecular function: mRNA binding.